GUAGAGGAAGCAACAGAAGAAGAAAUGUCGAUGAUUCCAAACUUCUUCGGUCGGCGAUCGAACCACUUCAACCUGCCGGGCCCGUUCCCGCUGGGGCCUUGGGACCCACUCGACGGCUGGCCCAGGCCCGCUUUCCUAAUCGGGCCGUGCUUCCCGCCCGAGACGGCGUCGUUCGCGCGCGCGGAUGUGGACUGGAGGGAGACACCAACGGCGCACGUGUUCAGGGCCGAGGUGCCGGGGCUUAAGAAGGAGGAGGUGAAAGUGACGGUGGAGGACGGCGGAAUCCUCCACAUAAGAGGCGAGAGGCGGCGCCGCAAGGAGGAGAUCGGCGAUGGGUGUUACCGCAUGGAGCAGAGCAGCGGCAGCUUCUCGCGGCGGUUUCGACUGCCGGCGAACGCCAAGGUCGACCAGCUCAAGGCGGCCAUGGAGGGCGGGGUGCUCACCGUCACGGUUCCCAAGGCGGAGCAGCCCAAAAGGGCCCACUCGAGGACCAUUGAGAUUUCUGAUAUGUAAAUUAGUAUAAUGUGCUCUGUGCUUUGCUUGAUCUUGGGGAUGUUAUGCUAUGUAUUUAUUAUCUGGUGAUUUUAAUUAACGAUCUUAUACUUUGAGUAUUGCUACUUUAAAAAUAUUAAGGUGGUUUGCGUGGUAAUCUGUAUCUAAUCAGACUCGGAUAUAAGGAUCUGUUCUAAAUGACCCUCCGUUAUAAUUACAUAAUACAAGUGUGCUUUAUUUUAUU
This is a messenger RNA of Morus notabilis, 736 nucleotides long. Its product is annotated as 17.4 kDa class I heat shock protein. The transcript has a single exon. NCBI's taxonomy places the organism in Eukaryota, Viridiplantae, Streptophyta, Magnoliopsida, Rosales, Moraceae. Bases 25 to 513 code for a protein of 162 amino acids. The record is from RefSeq and is a predicted model, not a curated record. Gene Ontology annotation, biological process: protein folding; protein complex oligomerization; response to salt stress.